CCUUUGCUGUACAGGAAGGCAAGGCACCAUUGUGAGGCAAGCACCUGUUGCCAUAACAACCGACUCCAGCAAAGACUCGCCAGGGACAGCUUGGGCCUGGGCCAGAGGGAUCCUGUUGGGAAGAAACCUUCACAACCAGAUUGUGAAGCAAGACAGAUGUCGCCUAGGCCAUCCCUGACUGCUGGACCCAAGGCCCGUGUACCCUUAAUUUUGCCCUAGAGAGCUCAGCCUUACCGGACUCAGCAGCAGGACUGCAAUGGCAUCCAUAGGACCUCCUGCUCACCUGCUGACAGGUAAGGUAGGCUCAGAAAAAUGGCACAAGGACAACAGGAACACUGUACUGCAAGCCAAGGAGCUGACACGAGAUUAUGGGCAGCAAGCCCUCGACCUCUGGAGGGCCCCUGGACAGCCUGAGGAGACACCAUACGAGCGCAAGGUCAGGAAGGAAUCCUGGAAAUUCAAGCUUGAUGUGUCAUCAACUGGAGAGGUGAACAGAAAGCCACCAGAAGGGCCUGGAGUGACCCUGUGGAAGUCCAAACUCAAGCCUCCCCCUUGGGUCUGCAAGAUGGCCCUGCCCUGCUUCCGAGACUACUUCAACACCAAGAACAACGAAUAUGUGUCUCAGUACACCAGGGAGACACGUCAAGUGGUGAGCCGUAUGCGCCAGGCCCUGGCAGAGAUAAACGAGCAGUUCAAGGCCCUGGUGCGUGAGAGAGAAUCGCUUAAUACCACGCUGGCCAGGAUCCGCCAAAGCCUCAUCACCAACAAGCAAACCCAAGCCAUCCGGGAGCACAGACCAACACUGGAGAAGAUACCUGACAAAGUGGAUGCCUUGAUGAAAUGGGAGAAGGAGGAGUUACUAAAACAGAAGGUCAAGCUAGAGGGUGUGAUGGCCAUGUCAGAGGAUCACCUUAAGGCGCUGGGCACAUGUCGGCAAGCCCUAGAAACAGCAUGUGAUGAACGCAGUCGUGUGCUGGACCUGAUGCCACAUCCUUUGCGCAUGGUUCUUCUAGAGGCUGGGCGUGAUUCCUGGCUUGGACUGGACCGGCCCUCAUCCCCCUGGGUAGAGCGAAACCAGACACCCAACCCAGACCCCAUCGGACCUUACACGCCAGAGUGUGAGGCAGCUCUUGAUGAUGCUCGGCGCCUCACCUUUGUUUCCAAGGACGUGAUGCAAAAGGUGAAAGAGGCCAUCAAACUGGCACAGGACACUCGCAACACAGCCUACACCACCAUUGCAAACAGCUUGCAAGGCAAAAGGGACGAGACUAUGCGUCACAAGGAACGGCUAGAUAUGGCCUUGGGAGGAACCCGCGGCACCCUGCACCGCUGCAAACGUUUCAUGCAUGAGAUGUGCGUCACCCAAGGAAUGACCCUGGGUCCUGAAAACAGCAAGUACUUGGAGACACGGGAGAAACUGACACGCCCGAUGGUGCAGGUGUUUCAAAGACAUGUAGGGACGCAGCUGCCCGAAGCCGCAAUUCUCAACAAGUCCACUGCGCUGUUAGAUCGCUCCAUAAAGGACACAGCCAAGAACAUUCACAACCUACAGGACACAAGGCAGCACCUCCAGCAAUGCAUUCACGACAAGGAGACUGGCUACGGUGUGGAUGGCAGCAUCAAACGCCUACGACAGCGCCGCAUACACCCCCGCACCUGCCUGCAAGAGACUCUUGAUCUGGUCUACUCCUAGGAAGCUCACAAAUACUUAUAGAGAUCAUGAAAAUAAA
Molecule: messenger RNA, 1730 nt
Organism: Heteronotia binoei (common prickly gecko)
Lineage: Eukaryota; Metazoa; Chordata; Lepidosauria; Squamata; Gekkonidae
Gene: TEKTL1
Product: tektin like 1
Exons: 8
Coding region: 257-1693 (478 amino acids)
Source: RefSeq, a predicted model, not a curated record